AUGAGUAGUGAUUCUGUAAGAAGUGCUUUGGAAAAAGAGUAUCAGAAAUUAUCAUUAAGGAACGAUGAGCUCGUGAAACAGGACUCUACACUAAGGAAAGAGUAUACUACUCUGCUUCGAAAAGCUUCUAGUUUGGCAUCGGUUCUCAAGGUGAUGGACUCGAAAUUGGCCGAACAAUGUGAAAUAGAACAACCGAAACUUAUUGGUGAUAGGGCUUUGAAACUCGUUCCAGGAUUGCAAUGGUAUAACGAUCAAAUAAAUCUUGUUACGCAAAGUUUUGACAAUGACAAUGAAGAAAUCGAAAUCCCCAAAGAAUUGUUAGAUUCGUAUACAUUAUGUAAAGAUACACCUUUAUUAUAUAAAGAUUCACAAUAA
Kazachstania africana CBS 2517 is the source of this 375-nucleotide messenger RNA. It is a transcript of the gene IES5, whose product is annotated as Ies5p. The transcript has a single exon. NCBI's taxonomy places the organism in Eukaryota, Fungi, Ascomycota, Saccharomycetes, Saccharomycetales, Saccharomycetaceae. Gene Ontology annotation, cellular component: Ino80 complex. The record is from RefSeq and is a predicted model, not a curated record. The coding region runs from base 1 to 375 and encodes 124 amino acids.